AUGGCGACGUCCGCGAGCAUUCCCAUGGCCCCUCCAGUGGCCACAACUGGCCCGAUCAAGUCCAACGACCAGAUGUUCGCCCACAGCCAGGGCUUCUGGGACAACUACCGCCGCGGGCGGCCCCAGGUGCCGGCGAGCUUCUUCGAGCGCAUCUACCGCUACCACCGGGAUCACGGCGGCCAGUUCGGGACGGUGCAUGACGUGGGCGCCGGGGUCGGCCCCUACGCGGCGGAGCUGCGCACGCAGUUUGCCCACGUCAUCGUGUCGGACCUCGUGGCGACGAACGUGCAGCAGGCGGAGGCGCACCUCGGCCGCGACGGGUUCAGCUACCGCGCGGCGCCCAUCGAGGCGGCGGACGACCUGCGCCCGGGCAGCGUGGACCUGGUCUUCGCGACCAAUGUGAUGCACUUCGCGGACCAGCCGGCGGCCAUGGCGGCGAUCGCGACGCAGCUGCACCCUGGCGGCACCUUCGCGUGCGCCGGCUUCGGCCCCGCGCGCUUCGCCGACCGCGCCGUCCAGGCCGUCUGGGAGCGCAUCAGCCAGCAAGGGGGUCGUCUGCUGCUGGGCAUGGCCCAGCGCCCCCAAGAGACCGUUAACGUCAUGGCCCGCAGCUCCGGCCCUUACAACGUCGCCCCCCUCGACCUGCGCUGGUUUCGCCCGGGCGCCCUGCGUCUGCACCUGAACAUGGCCCCCAAUGGCGGCGGUAUCACCGGCCUCCUCCCGCCCGAACGCGCCCACGAGAUCACCGAUCCAGACUUCACGGGUCCCGCGGAUGUCGUAGUCGAGGAGACCACUGAUGACUGGCGCUUCGAGACCGACUGGGAGGGCUUCCUGCAUCAUUUCCGCUCGUUCCCGCACGCCAGCGUCGAUCCCGCCGCCUUUACGGGGCUGUUGCAGGAGAUGCAGGGCCUGCUGGCCCAGGGCCGCUCGUUCCAGGGCUGCUGGCCUGCGACGUUGAUUCUCGCGACCCGGCGUUAA
Molecule: messenger RNA, 978 nt
Organism: Aspergillus homomorphus CBS 101889
Lineage: Eukaryota; Fungi; Ascomycota; Eurotiomycetes; Eurotiales; Aspergillaceae
Gene: tpcM
Product: methyltransferase tpcM
Exons: 1
Coding region: 1-978 (325 amino acids)
Molecular function (GO): S-adenosylmethionine-dependent methyltransferase activity
Source: RefSeq, a predicted model, not a curated record